AUGACUACCGCCCACAGACCGACCUUCGAUCCCGCUCGUGGCAAGGAAACCCUUCGUGGCCCAGCCUACCAUCAGCGUCUCCUGCCAGCGCACACCCAACUCAAGUUCCGGAAACCAGGUCAGGGCGGCAAUGCCGAUCGCGACACCCGCGACCUGCGCGCAGAACUCCUUGCCGCCGAGCAGGCACACCAUGCCAAGCUGACCGGCGGCCCUGCCCCAUCGAGCAACAACGACGACGAAUCCUCAGAGCCCACACCCGCCAGCCGUGGCCCCAAGCGAGCGCUUGAAGCCGGUUCCACGGCAGACGACGAUGAAGACCCAGAGGCAAAACGGCGGCGGAUAAUAGAGGAGACACGGGACAUCGAUGCGGACGACUCAGACUCUUCGUCCUCCGACAAAGACGACGAUGAUGACGAUGACUCCUCGGACAGCGAUUCGGACAGCGACGACGAGGAGGCGGAACUGCAGCGAGAGCUCGAGCGGGUGAAGCGCGAGAGGCAGGAGAAACGCGAGCGGGAGGAGCGGGAGAAGGCCGCCGCGGAGGCGGAGCAGCGCGAGAGGGAGAUUGCGAAGGGGAACCCGCUGCUGAACAACAACGGCGGCGGCGCCAAGACCGACUUCAACCUCAAGAGGAGGUGGGACGACGACGUCGUGUUCAAGAACCAGGCGAGGGGCACGGAGGAUAAGAACAAGAGCAAGGAGUUUGUAAAUGACCUGCUGAGGAGUGACUUCCACAAGCGGUUCAUGAGCAAGUAUGUGCGGUAG
Molecule: messenger RNA, 765 nt
Organism: Diaporthe citri
Lineage: Eukaryota; Fungi; Ascomycota; Sordariomycetes; Diaporthales; Diaporthaceae
Exons: 2
Coding region: 1-765 (254 amino acids)
Biological process (GO): mRNA cis splicing, via spliceosome
Cellular component (GO): catalytic step 2 spliceosome
Molecular function (GO): RNA binding
Source: RefSeq, a predicted model, not a curated record